AUGUCAAACCGUUGGAGCAGCGGCAUCAUUCAAAAACCCAGAGACCUCUCCACUCUCCCACCAAUCCUCUCCACUCUCCGACCCGUCUUCACUGCUCUUCACGAGGCUAAAUACAGAUCCAAGCUCUCCUUUGCCGACAUAGCAUCUCAAGUCGGUAGAGACGAGUGGUACGUAGCCGCUAUCUUUUACGGUCAGGCUAAACCGGAUCAAGAUGAUGUGGAGAAGUUGUCGGUUGCGUUGAACUUACCGCAGAGCUUUCUCGAAGAACAGUUCAGGGAGGAUUGUGUCCCUCAUAGAGGAUUGGCUGACUUUCCUCCACAGGACCCAGUGCUGUAUAGGCUGUAUGAAGUGCUGGUGGUCUAUGGAUACCCGUUAAAGCAUUUGAUUUAUGAAAAGUUCGGCGAUGGAAUCAUGUCGGCGAUUGACUUUGAAGGUCAUGUGGAGAAGGUGAAGGGAAAGCAGGGAGAGGAUAGGGUCAAGAUCACACUCGAUGGCAAGUUUUUGCCUUAUCGCAGGUGGUGA
This is a messenger RNA of Ustilago hordei, 522 nucleotides long. RefSeq names its product putative Cyanate hydratase. The record is from RefSeq and is a predicted model, not a curated record. Bases 1 to 522 code for a protein of 173 amino acids. The transcript is spliced from 2 exons. NCBI's taxonomy places the organism in Eukaryota, Fungi, Basidiomycota, Ustilaginomycetes, Ustilaginales, Ustilaginaceae. Gene Ontology annotation, molecular function: DNA binding; cyanate hydratase activity.